AUGACUUGUGGACAGCGAAUGAGGAGCGAAUUUCGCCUGAAGUUGUUCGGGCUGACGACACACAACCACCGCAACGUGUUUACCAGAACGCCGUGGCUGAGUAACCGACUGCCAUUCUUGUUGUACCGAGCUGCGGUAUGUUUGUACCAGGUGAUAUGUAACUUCACCAUUCACACAGCACUGGGAGAAUUCCAACCCUUAAUUUUGAUCUACCUGACUGAAUGGGCAUACUUUCUUCUCACGCUGCAUACUGUAGUGAGUGCGGCACUCUGCUUUGCUGACUACUACGACUCUCGUUCCCAGCGUGGACCAACUUCACAAGAGAACCUGUCGUCUGAUGUUGUCAUGACGACGGGAUCUACCACCACAGGAGGCGAAACAACCCAAACAAGUGUCGGCCAAGACUCUGCUCAAAGCCUGCAAAUACCAUGGCACUACAAACUCUACUGGGUCUUGUACAAUGUUGCCUUCAGUGGAGGGAUUUUCAUCACGAUUGUUUUCUGGCUAUUGUUGAGAAACGAUUUUACCGAAGGUAGUAUCCUUACUCACGCCAUGAAUUCCGUUACCAUAGUGAUGGACGUAAUGGUCAGCGGUCUGCCAUGCCGACUGUUGCAUUUUGUUCAUAUUUCGACUGCUGGGGUUGUGUACAUUCUCUUUACUGUCGUCUACUGGGCCGCAGGUGGGACAGGACUAGAUGGCCAACCCUAUAUCUACCCCUUCCUUGACUAUGGUGGGAAUCCUGUUCUAGCCGCUAUUGUAGCUGUACUGGCUGUUGUAGUAGCAAUACCAUUAUGUCACUGUAUCGUCUUCGCUCUCGUGGUUGCUCGCGAGAGUUUAAUAGGCGUAGUGCAGAGGCGUCAGUCAGAUAACAGUCAGAGUGUUGACGUCACUGCUCUGUAGGCCUACUUCUAGAUCACAGAUUUUGUUGUAUGAACGUAGUGACAGAUAUAUGGAUUUGAUGAAAAUGUAACAUUUACAAUGGCAUGUUCAAGCCGCUAUUGUAGCUGUACUGGCUGUUGUAGUAGCAAUGCCAGUAUGUCACUGUAUCGUCUUCGCUUUCCUUAUUGUGCGAGAAAGUUUAGUUCGCUAAUUUAAGAAGCGUAGUUCACGUCAGCGUAAUCAGAAUGUUAACCUCACUGCUCUGUAGGCAACAUGGGCAUGUCUUUUGGUCUUAUCUCAUGCAUGAAAGAUUCGCAUGGAAGUUCAUUUGUGUUCUUAUUUAAAAUAGUACAAAGUUCCAAUACAAAAAAAAAAAACGCGUUAAAUUUUCAACUGUUAGCUACGGCCCCCCCUUGAAGUCUAGUUUUCAAUCAAUUGGAUCAUAAAACUUUACGGAUUUGUACCAUACGGAUGUCGAUGUUACAUUUUUCUCAUGAUUUCUUCACUUUAGAAUUGUAUCAUUUGCUUCUUUAUUUCACCAUUAUAUCAUUUGACUUAAUGUUGUGGUUCAUCUUUAGAUAGAAACACCAGACUCAGACAUAAAUGUUAGAAAAGAAAUAUCAUGUACCAUUUAAUUCGUGCUACCUACAGAGACAGGCCCCAAUGGCAAUUAGGUCUCAUACCUCAAUUAGAACAUAUCAAUUGAUUCAGUGUUAAAAUGUGAAUCUUUUAUAACUGCAAUUUCAAUAAAGAAACAG
This is a messenger RNA of Branchiostoma floridae (Florida lancelet), 1637 nucleotides long. RefSeq names its product protein rolling stone-like. The transcript is spliced from 2 exons. The record is from RefSeq and is a predicted model, not a curated record. Bases 1 to 900 code for a protein of 299 amino acids. Gene Ontology annotation, cellular component: membrane. Lineage: Eukaryota; Metazoa; Chordata; Leptocardii; Amphioxiformes; Branchiostomatidae.